CAAAUUGAUUUUACUGAUUUUCACUCUCUAUUCGUUUAUGUCAACUCCCAUUUUUCCAAACCCUUCACUAAACAAAGAAGUAUUGGCUCGAAUCCGACCCUACUACCUUGAAUUUGCCAAGAAACCAGAGAUUAUGGAUUGGAUGGUUGGUAUUAGAAGAAAAAUACUUGAACAGCCUGAACUCGGUUAUGAAGAGUUUGAGACUAGUAAGCUUAUAAGAGCCGAGCUUGAUCUGAUGGGGAUUCCUUACAAAUACCCAGUUCCUGUUACUGGCGUUGUUGGCUAUAUUGGCACUGGAAAGCCUCCUUUUGUCGCACUUAGAGGAGAUAUGGAUGCUCUUGCCUUGGAGGAACUGGUAGAGUGGGAACAUAAGAGUAAGGUUCCUGGAAAGAUGCAUGCUUGUGGACAUGAUUCUCAUGUUGCUAUGCUUCUUGGUGCUGCAAGGAUGCUUCAAGUACAUCGAAAUGAUUUGCAGGGAACGGUGGUUCUUAUUUUUCAACCGGCUGAAGAAGCAGGUGGGGGUGCCAAAAAGAUGUUGGAUGCUGUUGCUCUAGUUAACGUUGCUGUCAUCAGACUCUUGUUUGAACCUUUUAUUUGUAAAUGA
This is a messenger RNA of Hibiscus syriacus, 604 nucleotides long. Its product is annotated as IAA-amino acid hydrolase ILR1-like 4. Bases 38 to 604 code for a protein of 188 amino acids. Lineage: Eukaryota; Viridiplantae; Streptophyta; Magnoliopsida; Malvales; Malvaceae. Gene Ontology annotation, cellular component: endoplasmic reticulum. Gene Ontology annotation, molecular function: IAA-Ala conjugate hydrolase activity. The record is from RefSeq and is a predicted model, not a curated record. Gene Ontology annotation, biological process: auxin metabolic process. The transcript has 3 exons.